Aspergillus ibericus CBS 121593 is the source of this 1637-nucleotide messenger RNA. Its product is annotated as NAD(P)/FAD-dependent oxidoreductase. Lineage: Eukaryota; Fungi; Ascomycota; Eurotiomycetes; Eurotiales; Aspergillaceae. The coding region runs from base 177 to 1544 and encodes 455 amino acids. The record is from RefSeq and is a predicted model, not a curated record. Gene Ontology annotation, molecular function: flavin adenine dinucleotide binding; saccharopine oxidase activity; sarcosine oxidase activity. The transcript is spliced from 2 exons.
CUCACGCCAUCGACCAUGUCGCUAUCGACUUUGCCUGUGAUUUGCCAUCGCCUCGACCUUCCAGGGCCCCGGCCUGGGUUGAUAUGAGAUUAGCCGUGUGCAGGGUAACUUGAUAAGCGUGCCCUCCCCCCAUCGGCCUCAUUUCAUUAGCAAACUGAAACCCUCGUGGCCACAGCAUGCGUGUCGAUCAGUCGUCGCAGCACCCCUCGCUCUCCAUUUUCAUUCGCAUCGACUCCGCACCGCCGGCAGACGUACCCAUGCUUCAAUCUCCCGUCCUUAUCAUCGGCGCUGGCACCUGGGGUGCGUCGACGGCCCUCCAUCUGGCCCGACGCGGCUACACCAAUGUGACCGUCCUGGAUGCCUACCACCAGCCCUCCGCCAUUUCGGCCGGCAAUGACGUGAACAAGAUAGUCUCUUUCACGGACCCCCCCGCUGAGGACGACCCCAAUUUCGUCAACAAGACGUUUUUUGCUGCCCUUACCGAAGGGUUCCAGCAUGAUCCGGUGUUCAAACCCUAUUUCCACAACACCGGGAAUAUCACUGCGGCCUUUUCCCCCGGUGGUCUCAAGCACAUCGGAGGGCGCGACCGCGGCCCCGGCAUCGUGGAGUUAAACGACCCGGAGGAUUUCCGGAAGGCAUUUCCCUCGGGUAUUCUGACGGGUCCCCUGUCCGGAUGGAAAGGCUAUUGGAAGAAGACAGGGGCUGGAUGGGUACAUGCCCGGAACGCCCUCGUCUCUGCCAUCACCGAGGCCCAACGGCUCGGCGUGACCUUCAUCGGAGGGGACCCUGAAGGUAAAGUUGUGCGCUUAGUUUACUCAUCCAACAAUGAUGUUAUCGGGGCUGAGACAGCAGAUGGAAAACAACAUCUUGCUUCCAAAGUGAUUCUUGCUGCGGGUGCCAAUGCGGACCAGUUCCUCGAUUUCAAGAAACAGCUUCGGCCGACCGCCUGGACGCUGGCUCACAUCCGCAUGUCACCCGAGGAAGCCGAGGCAUACCGCAACUUGCCUGUACUAUUUAACGCGGACCAGGGCUUCUUCAUGGAGCCAGAUGAGGACAAGCAUGAACUUAAGAUUUGUGACGAGCAUCCAGGGUACUGCAACUGGAUCGUUAGUCCGGAUGGCGAGCGUCGAAGUGUUCCCUUUGCACGUCAUCAGAUCCCCCUUGAGUCGGCCGAGCGCAUCCGCGGCCUCCUGAGAGCAACAAUGCCUCAAUUAGCGGACAGGCCUUUUUCGUUUGCCCGAAUCUGCUGGUGCGCGGAUACUGUUGACCGGAACUUUCUCAUUGAUUAUCAUCCCGACCACCCCUCUUUACUGCUUGCCGUUGGUGCGUCUGGUCGAGGAUUCGCUCAUAUCCCUUCAAUUGGUGGAUUCAUUGUCGACCGGCUGGAAGGAAAGAUGGAUCAGAGAAUUGCUGAUGCAGUCCGUUGGCGACCCGAACAGGCAGUAGAUCGGGACUGGGAUGAUACGCAGAACCGAUUCGGGGGAGACUAUAAGGUGAUGGACUUUCAGAAGGUCAAGGGGUGGACGAAUAUACAAGAGUCAUAGGCGGCUGUCUAGUUCCCGAAUGUAUGAUACUGAUGAUUGGGAUCUUUUCUCUAUAGACGUGUUCAUUUGGAAUAGACCAUUCUUUUCACAUAG